Molecule: messenger RNA, 1874 nt
Organism: Capsicum annuum
Lineage: Eukaryota; Viridiplantae; Streptophyta; Magnoliopsida; Solanales; Solanaceae
Product: (S)-N-methylcoclaurine 3'-hydroxylase isozyme 1
Exons: 2
Coding region: 104-1621 (505 amino acids)
Molecular function (GO): heme binding; monooxygenase activity; oxidoreductase activity, acting on paired donors, with incorporation or reduction of molecular oxygen
Source: RefSeq, a predicted model, not a curated record
CAAAUAAAAAAAUUAAAGUGUGUUCCUCUAUAAAUGGAAGGCGCCAUAGGUACCACUAAAUGCAUAGUCAGUGCAACAUACAAAAAAAAACAUAAGACGGGAGAUGAUCAGUUACAUAGUCACUCCAAUUCUGUAUAUUUUCCUUGUAAUCACUUUUAAGUAUUUAUUUUCAUUAAGAAAAAGAUUACCACUUCCCCCAGGUCCAUUCUCAUGGCCAUUGAUUGGAAAUAUAUUCCAAGUGGAUCGAAGACGUCCUCAUGCUUCCCUAUCAAAGCUAGCUCAAGCUCAUGCCCCUGAUUUAAUGUCCAUAAGGUUCGGCACACGACUCGUGGUUAUUGCAUCGUCCCCUGCAGCUGCUUCUGAGGUUCUCAAAACCAACGAUCGUAUGCUCUCUGGCCGCUACCUUUCUCCUCACAUCCGAGUCAAGGGAUCGAGACUUCACAAUUUAUCAACUGCAUUAUUAGAAGAGUGUGAUGAUUACUGGAAAAGUAUUCGAAAAAUAUAUAGGGCAGAGCUUUUCUCUACAAAAGCUCUGGAAUCGCAGUUAAGUAUGAGGGAGAAGAAAGUCGCGGAAAUGAUGCAUCAUUUGACUAUCAAACAAGGCCAAUCGAUUAAGAUCAGGGACGUGGUUUCUGUGACAUCUUUUAACGUAAUGGGCAAUUUGAUUCUUUCAACAGAUUUAAUUGAUUUUCAAGGUAAAGGCGUGGGCCAAAGAAUGAGAAAGUACGUGACCAGAUAUACAAAGUUGGCUGCCACUCCGCAGUUAGCAGAUUUGUAUCCUAUAUUGGGUUUUUUCAGUGGGGACUUCCAAGGAACAUAUAAGAAACUUAUGGUUUUGUUUGAUAAAAUUUGUGGUGUUUGGACCGGGAUUCUUCAGGACAGAAGAAAUAGAGACAGCCAAUUACCUUCUUUGGGUUCUAUAGAUUUUAUAGAUGCUAUGGUUAAAAACGGUUACACUGAUACACAGAUCAAUGCAUUGCUUGUGGAGACAUUUGGAGCUGGUACAGAAUCUACGACUGCUACAAGUGAAUGGAUGCUUGUCGAACUCCUAAGACAUCCACAAGCCUUACAAAAACUCAGGAAUGAAAUAGCAGAAGUAGUAGGAGGUAAGAAUAACGUUAUAAAGGAAGCUGACUUGCAAAACUUACCAUACUUGGAGGCUUGUUUCAAGGAGACAUUAAGGUUGCAUCCUCCUGGACCGCUGCUGCUCCCACACCGUGCUGUGCAAACAUGUGAAGUCAUGGGUUACAGAAUUCCAAAAGACACACAAGUGAUGGUAAAUAUGUGGGCAAUUGCGAGGGAUCCUAAGAAUUGGGGUGAUCCUUCAAGCUUCAAACCUGAAAGAUUUAUCAAUUCGAAAAUGGAUUACAUAGGGAGAUAUUUUGAGUAUAUCCCAUUUGGUUCUGGCAGGAGAAUGUGUGCUGGACAACCUUUGGCUUCCAGGUUUGUCCCCUUAGUUGUUGCUUCUUUGAUCCAUGGGUUUGAUUGGAUUCUGCCAAAUGACAUGGAUCCAGCUCAAAUUGACAUGGAUGAGAUCUUGGAUAUCACAAUGUUUAAGAAUGAUCCACUUCUUAUCAUUCCUACAUUAAGGAAAAGAGUAAGAGUAAGGAAAACAAAAUGAGGAUAUUGCAAAAUCCAUUAUCCCUACAUAGGUGUGUGAUUAUGUCAUUUUUUUUUUUUCCACCAACCCUCCAGUAGAUUCUCACUUAUCCUCAGCGUGACCAGAAUUCAUUGAUGGUGACGGCGCUCAACCACUAGAGCAAACCUCACGUGUCGGUGUGUGAUUAUGUCGUGCUAUUUCAUGUUGUUUAUCAAUUGUUCCAUAUCAAAUAAAGGUUACACAUUAAUGAAUCAAUGAAUUGUAUUUCUUGUUA